This is a messenger RNA of Cuscuta campestris, 777 nucleotides long. Lineage: Eukaryota; Viridiplantae; Streptophyta; Magnoliopsida; Solanales; Convolvulaceae. The record is from the annotation of a GenBank genome assembly.
GAAGCAAGGUAGAAAUAGAAAUAAAUGUUUGUAAAUAGGGAGGUAGAAGGAAUAAAUGAAUUCACUCUCUUACCCAGCCACACACACUAUACUAUUUGUAUCCGUAUUCUUCAACCACAUGAUCUCCCUCCCUCUUCACUUUCCUCCCAAACAUACCAUCAACUCCUCCAUCAUCCGGAAUGGCAAGUCAUCAAUCAGAUAUAGAGGAAAAUCUUGAGAAAAGUGUCUAUAACUUCCCGGGUAGUACUUUUACGGACCAAGUGAACUGGGUUGCAAGUGGAAUUGUGCCCCCAGAAAUAGGAUAUCAAGGGGAAUGUUCGGCAUGUUGGGUCUGGAGCUCCGUAAAAGGAUUCGAUGCUGUUUCCGAAAUAUCAAAUCCUGAUGAAAUCCCGCCCAAAUAUUCCGUGCAAGAGGUUUUGAACAACGUUUUCCCCGGAGAAAAAGGUUGCCGCGGUGGUCCCACUCCCUGCGCUUUAGAACACCUAAAGUGGCAUGACAAAUUACCCAUUCCGGAUGAUGGAGGAGCUGAUGAUAUGUUUGGGAGGAAAGUGAAGAGGGAGGGAGAUCAUGUGGUUGAAGAAUACGAAUACAAAUAGUACAGUGUGUGUGGCUGGGUAAGAAAGUGAAUUCAUUUAUUCCUUCUACCUCCCUAUUUACAAACAUUUAUUUCUAUUUCUACCUUCCUUCUACUCACAUUUAUUUACCUAGUUACAUAUUUCCUUAUAUUGCAAAAAAAUGUACAUCCAAUUGAGCUUAACAUAAAUGUUUAUCUUACCC